AUGCCGGACUGCUCCUACUUCAACUCCAACGCCGUGCCCUUGAAGCUCUCCUUCCAGAACGUGGAUCCCCUCGGCGAGAACAUCCGCGUCAUCUUCAAGUGCGGGGACGACCUGCGGCAGGACAUGCUGACGCUGCAGAUGAUCCGCAUCAUGAACAAGAUCUGGGUGCAGGAGGGGCUGGACAUGCGCAUGGUCAUUUUCCGCUGCUUCUCCACGGGCCGCGGCCGAGGCAUGGUGGAGAUGAUCCCCAACGCCGAGACCCUGCGCAAAAUCCAGGUGGAACACGGCGUGACGGGCUCCUUCAAGGACCGCCCGCUGGCAGACUGGCUGGAGCAGACCAACCCCCGGCAGGAUGAGUACGAGAAGGCUGUGGAGAACUUCAUCUACUCAUGCGCGGGCUGCUGCGUGGCCACCUACGUGCUGGGCAUCUGCGACCGGCACAACGACAACAUCAUGCUCAAGACCACGGGCCACAUGUUCCACAUCGACUUCGGCAGGUUCCUGGGCCACGCUCAGAUGUUCGGCAACAUCAAGAG
Tinamus guttatus (white-throated tinamou) is the source of this 536-nucleotide messenger RNA. The record is from RefSeq and is a predicted model, not a curated record. Lineage: Eukaryota; Metazoa; Chordata; Aves; Tinamiformes; Tinamidae.